AUUAUUUGAAAAGACGAUAUCGAAUUCGUCACUGAAUUCCCAUGUUUUUUGGGACACCCUGUAGAUAUGUGUGUGAUGAGCUAAAGUAUAUCUGUUUUUAUUGAAUAUUAAAUUGAUAUAAAUAUAUAUAUGUAUAUUUAUUAGUAGCGUACACAGGGGGGGCAGUAGUCCUCUUGCACCCCCCCGUGGGCAUCCUGCAGGGGAGGACCCUGCCCCCACCCCUGGGAUUUUUGGGCAAAGGUAAAAAUAAGGGUAAAAAAAAGAGCUUGCCCUCAUCAUCAAAGGGGUGUUUUCCUUUUUAAAAAGUAUAGUUGAAAAUUUUCUUGGCGCGAAGCGCCAUUUAUUUUCAAAAGUUACCUUAGUAUUUCCCUUUUAUCUAAAAUCUCCACCCCACUGCAUACUUGAUAAACAACUAUAGAUAUAAUAUGCAUUAAUGCACAGACGCGUACACAGGGGUGGGGCAGUAGUCCUCGUGCCCCCCCCCCUGGGAUUUAUGAGCAAAGGUAAAAAUCAGGUGUUCUGGGUAAUAAAAAAGAGCUUGCCCUAAUCAUCAAAAGGGUGUUUUCCCCCUUAAAAAGUAUAGUUGAACACUUUCUUGGUGCUUUGCGCCAUUUGUUUUUAAAUUUUACCGUUGUAUUUCCCUUUUAUCUAAAAUCUCCACCCCCCACCCCCCCGCAUACAAUUGAUAAACAACUAUAGCUAUAUAUGCAUUAUGCAAGCGUUUGGCAUGUUUUUCCGAAAAUACUGAAGGAUACAUUUAAAUAUUAAUAGUCCGUGGACUACAAAGGUAAAUAGUCUCAGGAAUUGAGAGAACUAUACAGAGGGAUACAGUCCUUGAAUCGGGACUACAAUGGACUACAAUUAUAGGAGAGUAGUCUCAUGAGACUACUCAGGACUUCAGACCGGGCAAUACAGAACUAUACAAAUGGACACUUUGUAAUAUGUAGUCCUAGUGAAUUGCAGACUACAGUGCAGAUCACUAGAAAGGGUAGUUAUAGUCUCAGGAGACAUACUCAGGACUUCAGAGAGUAACAGAACUAAACAGAGGGAUACAUUAAGUAAUAUAUAUAUAAGUAAAUUCUUAACUUUUUUGGAUUUGGAGCCAACUUCAAAAAAUGGAUAAAUAUUCUUUUACAUAAUUUCAAGGCAUGUAUUAAUCAUGCAGGAAAUAUAUCUGAAUUUUUUAAUGUCGCCUGCGGCUGUCGACAGGGUGACCCAAUUGCGGCAGCUCUAUUUGUACUUAGUAUUGAAAUUCUGUGUAUUAAACUUCGCUCAUCUCCCAGCGUUUCAGGAUAUAAAAUCGAAAAUCGAGAAAUACUUUUAUCAUUAUAUGCUGAUGACUGCUCAAUUUUUCUAGAGUACGAUGCCAAUAACUUAGAAAAUGCCAUCAUGAUACUUAAUGAUUUUUAUUGCGUCUCCGGGCUCAAAAUUCAUUUAACCAAAACCCAAUGUGUAGUUUUUGGGCAUAUACCAAAUGUUAACUACAAACUUUGCGAACAUUUAUCAUUAAAAUGGGAUCAAAAAUUCAAAUUACUUGGGGUUGAAUUUGAUGGAAUGUUGGAAAACAUGAGCAUAAACUAUGAAACUAAGAUUAAAGAAAUGAGCUAUAUCAUGAAGUCCUGGCAAUAUAGAUUUAUAACACCUAUAGGCCGUAACUGCAUAGUUAAGACUCUACUUCUCUCUAAAUUGUCUCAUUUAUCAUUUGUACUUCCAGGACUAGAUAGGAAAAAACUAAAAGAAAUCGAAUCUGAAAUAUAUCAAUUUAUAUGGGGAGGCUCUGAAAA
Eurytemora carolleeae is the source of this 1784-nucleotide messenger RNA. RefSeq lists its product as uncharacterized. The record is from RefSeq and is a predicted model, not a curated record. Lineage: Eukaryota; Metazoa; Arthropoda; Copepoda; Calanoida; Temoridae.